UAAUUCCGAUAACGAUAACCACGACUUCUGCAGUAGUACAUUCAGUUUUUGUUUACAUUCGUAAAAAAGAAUUAAAUACUAUUAUUUACGAUGCGCGACGAGAUUUUGGACCCCAGCAACCUGGUGAAGAACCGGGAGAUACUCUACCGGCUGAUGAUCAGCCAACUGAUGUACGACGGCCUGGAGAAGUUCGCCAUGGAGCUGUCCAUGCUGGUCAAGGCGGACCAGUGUGCUCCUAGCGAACGCCUGCUGCACGUGAUGAUUGCCGGAAUGCAGACGCUGAGUGACAAGGACAAGACGCCCACGGAUGAUGUCCUGCCCGGGAUAGAUCUGGAGUUUGAGCCGGAGGCGUCUGCCUUGGCCCCGGAGCCGCAUUCCUACGAGACGGCAUAUGUGACCUCGCAUAAGCAGGCCUGUCGCGCCGGGGCGUUCAGCUGCGAUGGUUCCCUGGUGGCCACCGGCAGUGUGGAUGCCAGUAUCAAGAUUCUGGAUGUAGAGCGGAUGCUGGCCAAGUCGGCGCCCGAGGAUAUCGAGCCGGGCAGGGAACAGCAGGGCCAUCCGGUCAUUCGCACGCUGUAUGAUCACACUGACGAGGUGUCCUACCUUGAGUUCCACCCCAAGGAGCACAUCCUGGCCUCCGCCUCGCGGGAUGGCACCGUCAAAUUGUUCGACAUUGCCAAGCCCUCGGUGAAGAAGGCCCACAAGGUGUUCACCGACUGCGAGCCGGUGCUGUGCCUCUCCUUUCAUCCCACGGGUGACUACGUGGCCAUUGGCACGGAGCACAAUGUGCUACGGGUGUACGACGUGCACACCACCCAGUGCUUUGUCAGCGCCAUUCCCUCCCAGCAGCACAAGGCGGGAGUUACCUGCGUCAAGUAUUCGCCCACGGGAAAGCUCUACGCCACGGGCAGCUACGACGGCGACAUCAAGAUCUGGGAUGGGAUCAGCGGACGCUGCAUCAACACCAUCGCCGAGGCGCAUGGCGGAGCGGCCAUCUGCUCCCUGGAGUUUACCAGGAAUGGAAAGUACCUCCUCUCUUCUGGAAUGGAUUCCCUGGUGUACCUUUGGGAACUGUGCACCAGUCGACCCAUCCAGACGUACACGGGUGCUGGAACCACCGGCAAGCAGGAGCACCAGACGGAGGCCGUUUUCAACCACACCGAGGACUACGUGCUCUUCCCCGACGAGGCCACCACUUCGCUCUGCUCGUGGAACUCACGUAACGGCUGCCGCCUGACCCUCAACUCGCUGGGACACAAUGGACCUGUGCGCUACAUCACGCACUCGCCCAAUGCACCUGCAUUCCUCACCUGCUCCGAUGACUUUCGGGCGCGUUUCUGGUACCGAAGGGCAAAUAACCAGUGAACGGAGGAUUCGAAUAAAAUAUUUAAGGGCUGAAGUAGGCAUGUAUUUUCCUUACCCAGACCAACAACCAUUUGUGUGUCUUUCAGUAAAAUUCUCUUUAUUCAAUGAA
Drosophila biarmipes is the source of this 1474-nucleotide messenger RNA. RefSeq names its product cleavage stimulation factor subunit 1 (gene CstF50). The transcript has 3 exons. Gene Ontology annotation, biological process: mRNA 3'-end processing. The coding region runs from base 91 to 1365 and encodes 424 amino acids. Gene Ontology annotation, molecular function: protein binding; RNA binding. The record is from RefSeq and is a predicted model, not a curated record. NCBI's taxonomy places the organism in Eukaryota, Metazoa, Arthropoda, Insecta, Diptera, Drosophilidae. Gene Ontology annotation, cellular component: mRNA cleavage stimulating factor complex.